Botrytis porri is the source of this 321-nucleotide messenger RNA. RefSeq lists its product as uncharacterized. NCBI's taxonomy places the organism in Eukaryota, Fungi, Ascomycota, Leotiomycetes, Helotiales, Sclerotiniaceae. The record is from RefSeq and is a predicted model, not a curated record. The coding region runs from base 1 to 321 and encodes 106 amino acids. The transcript is spliced from 2 exons.
AUGUGGGUUUAUGAUACAAAAAAAGUACAGGACAGUGGAAAUGGCCUGCAGGUUGCAGCUGUAGCAGGUCCUAUGCACUAUGCAACUAGCGAAUCAAUAUUAGUAUCUAUCUCCGAAGCUCCCCCAAAGUCGGGAACCCUCUCGGAUCCUGGAUCUAUUGAUACCGGUACCAUGAUACGACAUGUCCUCAAAAGUCCAAUACAACAACACAACAACACACACACAACACACACAACACACACAACACACACUUCACAUGGUCGACCCAAUCUGCAUCGUCUUGCCAUAUCCACUACUCACUACUCACUCGUACAAGAAUAG